This is a messenger RNA of Saccostrea cuccullata (small rock oyster), 1545 nucleotides long. RefSeq lists its product as uncharacterized. The record is from RefSeq and is a predicted model, not a curated record. The transcript is spliced from 2 exons. NCBI's taxonomy places the organism in Eukaryota, Metazoa, Mollusca, Bivalvia, Ostreida, Ostreidae. Bases 1 to 1545 code for a protein of 514 amino acids.
AUGGCGGACGAGUCUUACAAGGAAUGCAAGCGGUGCCACAAAGAGAUGUCUUGCAUUGACGAUCAUGAAGAAAGUUAUCGGCAUCGUUCAUGCUCUGAUGCUAGUCCUUGUAGGAUAUGUAAAGGUUGGUCAAAAGACAAACGAACUGCGGUCACGCGCAUGAUAGAAAAGCAUAAACAAAAGAGCAAGAAAUCUGCCACAGUUUCCAAAGCCCCCGAGGAAAGAAAGACAGUGACACAGUCGAAGACGGCGUCACAGUCUGAGGCUUCUAGAAGUAAGAAAGUCGCUCUGCCGGGGGAUAGCUCUCAGAAGAAUAUUUCACGUCAUCAAGCAGCUGAGCCUGCUGUGGAAAUUCGGGAUGUUCUGUCCUCAGAACAAAUUCCUAUGGCAAGCAAGGAACCUGUUAUGGUCAGUCAUUCCUAUGACUUAUUGGACCACUGUUCGGCCGUUCCGUCCUCGGAACACGAGAGCCCUCACUCUAGGCCAGGUCAUUUCUAUGACCAAUCAAGCCAGAAUAUUGCAACUCCUGUUGAAUUUUCCCUCCAUUUAAUAUGGAUCACACAGCAGUGGCAUCACAAGGAUAGAGUUUCGGAUUCUUCCGAAGAGUCUGAGAAUGAAAGAGAUGUUGUUCGCAUUACAGAGUCAUCAAAUGAGUUUGAUGAUGUAGAAAAUCGCUCCGAGACUGGUCAAUCAACUUAUUCUGCUCCAUGUACCUCGAAAGUUGACUGGAAAUGCUUUGUAUCUCGAGUGGCAACAGAUUUAAACAUUCCUAUAAAGGAAAAAGCAGGAGAGACAGAGUACAAGUCUUAUGUUGCCGAGCAUCUGUUAAUGCCUAGGGAGGCUAAACAAGGUGGUCUGCCUUUGGAAGGCUCAAUUGUACACAUAUUAGAAGAGGUUGAUAAGGAAUGGCAGGACAAGGGAAAGAUUAGAUGUUUUCGGUCACAUGACGACCAAAAAUAUGUUGUGGAGGAGGAUCACUUUAAAAAGUUUUUUACUUCCCCACAGUUAGAUGAGAACAUUGAAGAAGGCAUCAUGAGUUCUGCUGAGUCAAGAAGCCAAAAGAGUGCUAUGCCUUACAAGUUUAACAACAAGACAUUUGAGUCUACAAACAAUGAGAUAAGAAGAUUAGAUAUGAGUUCUAGACUCUUGCUUAGACAGAUGUCUUAUGGCUCAUUGAUUACUACAUACUUGGACAAAGCAGUGUCUGAUGAAGACAGGCAAGAGGCUGUUCAGGCUCUAUCACAGCUAUUCCAGUCAAUGGCAGAUGUGACUGCCAGAGUGAUGUUAAACUCUGUUACUAUGAGAAGAGGUCUUUAUCUUAAAGACAUGGCUUUCAAGAAUAAAGCAACUGAGAAUAAAUUACUGUGUCAGUCUGCAAUUGGCCCAAAACUGUUUGGGGGAAAGUUUUUUGAAGUGUUGCAUAGCAGUGCAGAAAAUCUUAGGGAUGCCAAGGAAACUCAACAUCUCAGAGAUUUAAAGCAUAAGGACUUGAAGAGGAAGCCUGAUGACUCUAGAUCGACAAAGACCUCUGAUAAGUCAGGAUAA